AUGGCGGGUCAAGAUAUCACUACAGACCGUCUCAUCGUUGGGUCAGGUCCUGUAGGAGCCACCUACGCGAGAAAGAUCAUGGAUCUGAGUGCCAAUUCCCAGAAAAAGCCGAAAAUCACGAUGGUGACGUUGGAAGACGAAUAUACUACUUCCCUAAAAGUUGCUUUGACAUGUGCAGCACCCGAGCCGCACCAAGUUGAGCUACCAGACAAGUACCGACCUGAAGACUGGGACAAGCUCAUGAAAGAGGCUAAAGAGUUGAUCAAUGUCAACAACACUGCGUUUGACGAGACGUCUCUCCGCCAAGCAAUUGUGAAAGAGACAUCGGAAAAGUCCUUCGCGGGUAGACAAAUUGAAUCCCUCCCGCUUGCCUGCAAAAAGAAUGCCACAGAUAGCUCGGUUAGCUGGUCGUCAGUUUCCACCAUCCUCGGCGAUCUGAUCGAUCCCAAGUCUUCAACGUCUCAAAACUUCGAGCUGCUGUACAGUCAGCUGUGCACCAAGCUGGUCUUUCAAGAUCCUUCGAACAAGGAUAACAAUCAGAUUUCCCAUGCGAUUAUUAAAGACCUUGUCCAAGGCAAAGAAAGAAAAAUCACCGCGCGUUACUAUGUCAUUUGUGGAGGUGGCAUCCGUAAUCCCCAAUUACUUUUCAGCUCCGGCUGCGAGCAAUCGGGUUCGAGCGAGCGUUUGCCUGCCUUAGGCCGCUACCUAUCGUCGCGGAUCCAGACACUAUGUCAAGUAAUCCUUACAAAGGACUUGACUGAUACCGUACCGAGAGCCAACAGCGAGGUCUGGCAGGGUUUGAUCAAUGAACACAAGCGGAAAUACCCAGAGGAUGUUAUUGAGAUCCCCAAAGGUGACCCAGAUCCACAGGUUGCUCUGCCCUUCUCUCAGAAGAAACCGUGGUACACUGAGAUUCACCGUGAUGCUGCUUCAGCCAUCCCCGAGGAGAAAUUGCCGUUCGCCAUGUUUGGCAGCAACCCUGUUUCUGGCGGUAAACCUAGUAAUGCCAUAGAUCAGCGGGUGGUCGUUCAUCUUCAAUCUUUUGGAUACAGCACACCUAACGCAGCAAAUCACCUCAAGUUCAGAACCGAUAUAACGGAUAUGUGGGGCAUGCCAAUGGGAACUACUCGUGUAGGCACGACCAAGGACGACUCAUGCGUGAAUGCGAAUAGUUGCGUUCAUAAUUCCACGAACUUGUAUAUUGGUGGAAACAGUGUGAUCCCAACAUGCAUCGCAGGCAACCCGAUGUUGACCACGAUUGCCUACGCGAUCAAAGGUGCAUCUGCUCUUUACAAGAAGAUGGCGAAUUAA
This is a messenger RNA of Penicillium expansum, 1311 nucleotides long. Its product is annotated as Glucose-methanol-choline oxidoreductase, N-terminal. The coding region runs from base 1 to 1311 and encodes 436 amino acids. The record is from RefSeq and is a predicted model, not a curated record. The transcript is spliced from 7 exons. Lineage: Eukaryota; Fungi; Ascomycota; Eurotiomycetes; Eurotiales; Aspergillaceae. Gene Ontology annotation, molecular function: oxidoreductase activity, acting on CH-OH group of donors; flavin adenine dinucleotide binding.